Molecule: messenger RNA, 288 nt
Organism: Phaeodactylum tricornutum CCAP 1055/1
Lineage: Eukaryota; Bacillariophyta; Bacillariophyceae; Surirellales; Neidiaceae
Exons: 1
Source: RefSeq, a predicted model, not a curated record
CCUUUCAAGGAAGACAAACCGAUCACAAGCCCGACAACCCUCGGUGGUGCUUCUAAACUGCUUGAUGAACUACUCGCGAAAACAUACUACGAACUUGAGAAUAUUUACAGUGUUGGUCUGCGUCUCUUCACUGUGUACGGACCCUGGGGCGUCCCCGGAUCUCCCGUCUUCGACAUGGCGGAACGCGCAGCUGUCGGCAACAAGCCAUUAUUAACAGACAACGAAAAGAACACACUCGACCACUUAUAUGAUUUCGUUUAUAUUGAUGAUGCUGUUGAUGCGCUGAUG